ACUUUCAACCAAACAAUCACAAAGUCGCCUUCUUCUUCUUCUUCUUCUUCUUCUUCCUCUUUCUCGAUUUUCCAUUUUUGUUUUUUGGUGUUUGAUUUUGGAAUCAGCAACAAGCAAUCACCGAUCAUGUCUUCGGUAAUCUCUCAGCUCUCUUCCUUCUCUUCCAUCAGCCGCAGACUACAUCUACACACUCGGCCAUGCCCCACUUUUCGUUCCGAGGUACUGGUUGUCAUGAACAGUGAUGGAAGUGGCACAGGGAUAUCAGGUUCACAGACUAAGACCAAUCUGAGUUAUACUGCAGAUGCUUCAAGAUCACAUAUUGAGGGGUCAGCAAAGUCCUACGCAACUACAUCAGAAAAUGGCAAUGGAAAAGGGAUGAAUGAGCCAGUACAAGGACAUGCUGUCACCCAACAGAUAAGGGCAGCAAAGAUCCAUGAUUUUUGUCUUGGCAUUCUUUUGGUGGGCUUUUUUUAAGUGGGGGGCUUAUUGGUUUUAUAUUUACAAGAAAUCUUACUACUUUACGCACUGAUGCACUCUUUGGAGCUGCUUUGCUAUCCCUCAGCACCUUAAGCUUAAAGGUCUGGAGACAAGGAAAAUCUAGCUUCCCAUUCAUACUAGGACAAGCAGUAAUUGCUGUGGCACUUCUUUGGAAGAACUUUCAGACCUACUCUAUG
Camellia sinensis is the source of this 674-nucleotide messenger RNA. The record is from RefSeq and is a predicted model, not a curated record. NCBI's taxonomy places the organism in Eukaryota, Viridiplantae, Streptophyta, Magnoliopsida, Ericales, Theaceae.